GCACACCAAUAUAUCAAGCUCGCCGAUCCCUGGUGACCGAGGAAGGUGUGUGUUCUUUUGUACAAAUGCAAAUAUUUAUAAGGUCUCCAUACAUUCAUUUCGAAUUGUUGUGCCAUCGUUAUUUUAGCUCGAAAUGGAGGCUCAAGGUUCAGAAUGAAUACGAAUACAGUUGUGGUUUUAGAUUGAAGGUAAAGGAGAGUGUUAGGAAAAAUGUUACUAACGCUCGGUGAAUUCUGAAGCAACAAAUUUCAAUCACAUGCAUACAGCGAUUUUCGGUCGCGCCACUACCGACGAUGUGCCGUGUAUAAUACUACGUAACUGUUAUGUCCAGGAUUCGGGCCAGGAUUAUUGUCAGUAUAACAGUAUAAUGCAAGCUGUAGAUUGCAACCUCAUCGUCGUCGAAGCUUAUGAUGAUAAAUGGAUUCACGUCCAAUGCUACACCGGCAUAGCAUAAUUACAAGGAGCAUUGCAUUGGACAUUGCUGUAUAUAACCGGUCGUGCACGACAAUCACCAGUGGAUCAUUUUCUUUCACGCUGGUGCUGAUCAGAUGUAAUUUACAGUGAUCUUCGUCAUGGCUGAUGGUGCUCGAGCGAUGUCGUCUGUUAAAAUGGAUCUUGAUACCAGCGAUCAUUUCACACCUGGCACCAGGAAAUACGCCACUCAAUCAUUGGGAUGGUCUUCAGGCAGAUGCAAUCACUCUAAAUUCUUGCUGUGUGCAUUGACCAUGGGUCAGAUCGUUGUUCUCAUGCUGUUUUCCGUAUGGACAAUCAAGGCUUGUUAUAUUCGAUCUCACAGGAUCUAUGUUGUAACAACCGUUGAUUCCAGCCCGCUUAGUCAUAAAAAUCAACUUUUUAAAAAUGCUUCUCAUCUAACCAACAUGGAUGAUCGCCAUCAUCUCCAUGGAAACCAUAGCAAUGUCACGGAUCAACUCGUCAGAGAUACUCGAUUCGCGCCCUUUCAGCGAAAAGGCGUCAUGAAUAACGGAAGCGCGCGGAAAUCAGACACUGAUCGAAAUAUACGGAUAAUCGGUACGACAAACAUCAAAUUGCUCAAUUUUACUUUAAACUGGUUUGAGAGCCUUAGCAGAUUACAUAUCAAGUAUGACGUCACAUUAAUCGCAGAUGACCAACGUACAUAUGAAACCCUGACAAUGAUGAAACAAAACUCGAAGAAAUUCGAGAGGACGAGCUUUGUAGCCGGCAGACGAUCACAAGGUGCGCGCAUUGCUGGGUUGUCUUCAUCUGAUUGUGACGUGUUACUCGGUUAUCUCGAGGCGGGAGUUGAUGUCGUGCAUAUAGCCCCUGAUACAGUGUGGUUGAAAGACCCAAUUCCUCUGCUUUGGCAGAAAUACGACAAGUGUGAUCUCUGGAUAACGUUCGGCGCGAUCCGCACCCAGAGUCUCAGCUUGGCGUACAUGAAAGCCAAUCCGAACGUCAUCGCCUACGUCAAAGCGUUAAAGGAGCAAAUGAUAAAUUUACAGAGCGAAGUUCUGACGACCACAAUGGCUCUGAAAUUGGGCUUCAUAGCGUUUAAGUGCAAUGUCGGAUUAUGCUACCUCGGUGAAAAUCAUUUCCCUUCUGAGGCAAACGUUUUUGAGGAGGAAGGAACUUGGUACAAUGCACAUAGAGAAGGGAUCUACGUUAUCAGAACAGGUGCUAUAGUGAACACUGCACAAAAGCAAUAUUCAUUACAAAAGAUAAAUGUGUGGUAUUUAGAUUCCUGAGACCAUGAAUGUAUUUCAAUUUCAUGUUAAUUACCAAAAAAUUAACCUUGUCACAUUAUUAAAUAUCAUACUGUUACCAUAUUAUUGGACAAAGGUAAUCACAUAAUAACAUUUAUCUUGUUCUAUUAACAUGAUUAAUACUCCCUGGUAUAUAGAGAUGGAAAUGUUCUACUCGAAAAGAUCUGGGGUGGUAUUCUGAGAUCCAUUUUAUCUCAGAUAAAAUAAAAUAUUUUAAAGAUAGAAUGACCUCAGAAUACCGCCCCUGGUCAUUAAAACAUGUCGAUAUAAUGUCGAGUGCUCACUGCGGACGAAAUGAAAAUUCGUAAGCUUAUGGAAGAAAUUGAUUAAGUAAUUUCUUGCCAACGACAGUAUUUCUCUUUAUUUUUUGCCCAUUUUUUUUGGCCAAACAAACUGGAAACAUUUCCCCCUCUUAUAAAAUCCCGGAUCCACAGCUAGCAGGCGUUUGUGGUUCAGAACGAGGAAGCCCGGGAAGGAAGAUCAAUUAUGGAAAGAGGAAAAGGAGCAGGAAGAAAACGAAACAAAAAAGAAUGAGGAAGAAAAAGAAAAUAUAAGAAAAAGAAAGAAGAAAAAGACGAAGAGAAAGAAGGAUUGCAAUAGAAGCUUCAGCAGCUGCAUGCUCAGUAAUAUAAUGUUGUGUGUUGUUUUCACUGACACGCAAGCAUUUACAUGUUCUGUGACUGUAGAAUAAACAUGGUAUGGUUCAAAUAGUUGCCAAACUUAGCUAAAGGCGACCGCACACCUUGCGAUUGGUCUGCGACUCAACUUUGGAAUAAAACGUAGUAGAAUUUGAUGUUAAUAUUGAGACUUGGAAUAUCUUCCUAUGUAAUGUUCGAAAUCAUCGUACGAAUACGUAAACCUGUGACUAUGCUAUCAUCCUUCUUAGAAUAAAAACAAAUAUAAUAUCUAGUCGUAAUGACGUCAUAGCAGUCAUACGAUUGACUACGAUUUGAAACUAAUUUGGCUUACAAUCUUAAAAAAUUGUUAUAUUAGUAUUCUUUCAAUUAAUUUUAACCUCAAAUAAAAUGAUAUGGUCCAUUCAUAUAUUCAGAAAAGAAAAUGAGCAAACUGCGAUUUGUUCCAAAAUCGGAUCGCGAACAGUCGUAUAGGUGUGCGGUGGCCUUAAGUACCGUGUUUUUGCAAUUGCAACGGAAAUGCACUAAAAAUGCCCCUCCAAUCACAAUGAACAGCUGAGAGGUCUUUGUCGAAAAUUUGUGAACCGGGACAGCAGAUCGUUCUAAGUUUUGGAGCUGAUGAAAAAUUGCAAGUAUGUCAUUUGUCCAGAGUCCUUAAGGAAACUGCUGCAUUUAUUAACCGAUUUUCGACAAAGUCUUCUUUGUUAUGAAAGGAUUUUGACAAUAGAUUUUCUAUGUUGAAGAAUCCGUCCCCGUCGCAAAUUACGAAAGCUCCUUAGUAUCACAGUCACAUCGCUGAAAUCGACUCACAGAAAGUUAUUACAUGCCAUCGAGUGGCGUACCUAGGAUUUUCCACAGGGGAGGGGGGCAAAAUCGUCCGCCAAAAAAUUUGACAAGCAAAAAAAAAAAAAAAGGUCUUCAACCACAAAUAAAGGAUUUCGUACCAGAAGGUUGGAGUCGGUUUUUGUUGGUGUGACCAUAGCUUAAGUUUACCUUGUCCCAGUGUAUAUAAUUUCUAGCAAUCAUUGAACUCUAUUUAUUUGCGCCCGAAUGUUGUAUUUGUGCAAUCUAUGAAUAUUCGAUCAAUGUUCAAUUGGACUCUAUGGUCGUUGCAUUCCAAAUUUCACUUAUCAAACUAUGAUUUUGAAAAAUAUGAAAGCUUUUGUGUAUAUUUUGAUGUUAGUUCAGCAGGCUGCUCUCCUUUCAUUCUUUGAAUAUAUAGCUAACUAAGAGAACUAUUUUUCAGUUUCAACACAUCAAAGCAUGAUGUCAUUGAGUACAUGCAAUGCCGACAGACGGAAUUGGUUUCAGUAUGAAAUGAAAUUCUGGACAGCGUUUCAUCAACCUUUGGUCUGACUAGUUGUCGAAUCCGACAAGUUUUGUUAGAUGUCGAUUGACCAAGGAGCACAAUCGGAUAAAACCUGUUUUGGAUAGAACAUCCAACAAGCCUUUUCAUGCAAUGCUCCCCAGAUGAUAGGCCUAUUGUCUUACACUAUUAUGAUUUUUAAACAUAUCAAAUAAAAUUCACCGAUUCAGCUACUAAUUCAAUUAUAACUGCAAUACUUAAGGCCUGACAUACUGAUCGGGUGGGUGUUUCUGAAAGCUGUUCGUAAGUUACUAGCGACUUUACGAAACGACCGGCCGGUGAACCUUUCUUCUGAACUACAUAAACACCGAUGAAAAUCCGGUACCACAAGAAAGGAUCACCGGUCGUUCGUAAAGUUGCUCGUAGGUUACGAACAGCUUUAUGAAUCAUCCAGCAAGUCGUUUCAAGCCAGGUUGUAAGUAAUUUUUUUUAAACAUCUACGAUUUUCCAUAAGGAUACCGCCAUACUGUUAAGAUGUCUUGCAGCAGGCAAUGAUUUCACUGCGGUCUACCCGAAGGGUGCUCUCAAGUCACGGUGUUUAACGAACCUCACCUAUAUAGACUUCCAUCUAAAAAAAAGUUUAGGUAUUAUGCACCAGUUCGGAAGAUAUACAUAUCUCUCCUUCCGUCUGAAACCUGUAUACAGUAAUAUAUGGCAAUAUAUAUAAACUAAUUACGACAUGAAGGUUGGACAAAAAAAAUCUUAGAGAAUGAAACAUUUUGUGUGUGUGUGUGUGUGAGAAUGCCAAUGUAUUGCCAUAAUUCAAACUAUCAUUACUUUUUAUCUGUCAAUAUUUUGGCAUGUUUGUUGUAAUUUUAUUUACAGUACUUGUUUGAGAGAUGGUAUAGAUUCUGUUCCAGUAUUUCAUAGCACGCUGUAUGCAGGACACGUUUAUUGAACCCUGUACCAUGUGUACUGUAACUGAGUAACAAUAACAUAAUUGACUGUUCAUGAAAAUGGUGAAAGAUAAUGCAAGACAUUCGAAUAAAAAAGGAUUUCUUUAUAAAUCUCA
Molecule: messenger RNA, 4755 nt
Organism: Lytechinus pictus (painted urchin)
Lineage: Eukaryota; Metazoa; Echinodermata; Echinoidea; Temnopleuroida; Toxopneustidae
Exons: 3
Coding region: 573-1724 (383 amino acids)
Cellular component (GO): Golgi apparatus
Molecular function (GO): glycosyltransferase activity
Source: RefSeq, a predicted model, not a curated record